UCCCGAGGCCCGGCAGCGGCUGCUGCUGCUGCUGGGUGGUGGGGGGUCCGCAGGGCCCUGGGGGUCCCGAGCUGGUGCCACGUGUCCCCGGGGGAGCCAGGCUGGGACCUCGCAGCAUCUUUCAAGAAUCAUGGCGUCUAAAGCUGCGACCCCCACUGCAGACUCAGGCCCUAUUUCUCCAUCACCUUCCGGGGCUGCCCAGCUGGAUUCGGGUGAGGAUUUUGAGGUCCUAGAUGGAACUGAAGAGGAAGAGGAGGGUGAUGAUGAUGACCUGAGUGAGCUGCCCCCCUUGGAGGAUCUGGGAACAGCCCAAAAUGAGGGACCCACAGAGCCUCAGCCUACAACAUCUGAAGAGACGGGGCCUUCAAGCCCCCUCCAGGAAGAGUGGAUGGAUAUUUUGGGUAAUGGACUGCUUAGAAAGAAGAUUCUAGUAGCUGCCCCGCCCGGGGCCGAGCGGCCCAGCAAAGGCCAGGAUGUGACAGUGCAGUUGAAGGUCUCACUUGAGGAUGGUGGAACCCAGGUGGAGAAGCAGCCAAGCCUCACCUUCACCCUAGGAGACUGUGACUUUCUCCAGGCUUUGGAUCUGAGUGUGCAGCUCAUGAAUGUGGGUGAAACGGCCCUGAUCAUUGCAGAUGCCAAAUACUGCUAUGGAUCUCAUGGCAGAAGUCCUGCCAUCCCUCCCAACUCAACCCUUCACCUCGAGGUGGCUCUGCAGACAGCCAUGGACGGGCCUGACUUGGAGCUGCUGAGUGGGCGAGAGCGAGUAGCCCUGGCUGACCGCAAGCGGGAAUGUGGGAAUGCCCACUACCAGAGGGCCGACUUUGUCCUGGCUGCCAACUCCUACGACCUGGCGCUCAAGGUCAUCAGUGCCAACUCCAAAGUUGAUGUGAGCCCAGAGGAGGAGGCAGAAUUGUUGGAGCUGAAGGUAAAAUGUCUGAACAACCUGGCUGCCUCACAGCUCAAGCUGGACCACUACAGUGCAGCGUUGAACUCCUGCAGCCUGGCACUCAGCCACCAGCCAGAUAACAUCAAGGCCCUGUUCCGGAAGGGCAAGGUGCUGGCACAGCAAGGUGAGUAUGCUGAGGCCAUCCCCAUCCUGAGAGCUGCCCUCAAGCUGGAACCUUCCAACAAGACUAUUCAUGCGGAGCUCUCAAAGCUGGUGAAAAAGCAUGCCGCCCAGAGGCACACAGAGACUGCCAUGUACAAGAAGAUGCUUGGCACUGCUGGUGCCAGUGGACUGCCUGCCAAGGGCCCCGCCAAGGGCCCCCGGUCCAUUCCGUGGAAAUGGCUCUUUGGGGCAACAGCUGUAGCCCUCGGGGGUGUGGCUCUGUCUGUGGUCAUCGCUGCCAGAAAUUGAAAGCCUGGACAGACGGAUGCUGCCUACUGCCUGCCUGGGCUCCCCUGCACCUUCCAGCCCCAGGCCUGCAUCUUCCCUGUCCCUUUCCUGUCCCAAAGCCUGACCUGCCCCGCUCACAUACCACCUGGGCGGUAACCUCGAAUGAGGUCAGUCCCUAGGAAUGAAUGAAGAGUCUGGACCACCCAGUUGGGGGCACCUGUCUCCCUCCCUCUUCAGUCCUCCCCACCAGAGCUGGGCAGUUACCUGGGGGCCUGAUCUGUCUGGCAAGGACCAGCUACAAGAUUUCAUGUAGCCCCAAUGGGCAAGGGAAUGGUAAAUCAAUGGAAGCACCAGCCCAACUCUCCCGAGGAUAUCGUGGUAGAGCUCGUGGGGAUGGGCCUUAGAAGUGGGUACUUUCACAUUGCCCACGGGGAAGGGAAACUGCUAGUGUGCUCAGGCCCCGGGCCAUUGACCAGGCCUCGAGCCCUUGAGCUGGUUUAUUCCCUGAAAGUUCCCUGGCAGGAGCCCAAAGGCCCAGUGCAGACCCGAAGCACUUUCUGCCCCACUCUGGGGGGAUUUCCCCUCCUUCCCUGGGCUCAGCCUCAGGAUUGCCUGGCACAGGGCUGGGACACAUCUGUGGACAGGGAAUUGGCUUAUAUUAAGUGGGAGGAGAAUGUGCCCCCUUGCCUUGGCAGAAGCAUCUUCGUGUGCCCAUUCCCUUUGCCCAAUCCUUGCUGCCCCCUGUCUGCAGUGAGCGCAGCCCUCUUCUCACCCCCCACGUUUGAGUUUACUGGACCCAGGUAUGGAGCCUCCUGCUGUCUAAUGGGAAAGUUAGGAAAUAAAGUGCCCAACCUGGUCGAUUC
Messenger RNA from Vombatus ursinus (common wombat), 2199 nucleotides. It is a transcript of the gene FKBP8, whose product is annotated as FKBP prolyl isomerase 8. The record is from RefSeq and is a predicted model, not a curated record. The coding region runs from base 131 to 1357 and encodes 408 amino acids. The transcript is spliced from 9 exons. NCBI's taxonomy places the organism in Eukaryota, Metazoa, Chordata, Mammalia, Diprotodontia, Vombatidae. Gene Ontology annotation, molecular function: peptidyl-prolyl cis-trans isomerase activity; protein binding.